AUGGCUUUAGCAUCCCAUCAGAUCACCCUCCCGUCGCUUAAGCGCCAGUGUUCCUUCAUCACGUCGUCGCCAAAAAAGGCAUGCAUCCGAUCCAAGGAUGUGUUUUUGGCGACCGGUGCCGCAAUCUGCUCCUCUUCCGAAGAUGAGUUGAACGACUCCGACGACGAUACUUCAUACGACGCCGACCAGUUGCGGGCCAAAAGACGUGCGUCCACUCGCAUGUCCAUGUGGUCCAUGGACUCGGACAUCAGCCGUGCUGUCGGCCAAUACAGCGAUGACGAAGACGACAAUGAGGAUGCUGACUCAGUCGCCACGUGCAUCAUGCCGACCAGAACUAACUCCGUCUCAGACCUUCAGAACAAGUACAAUGCCAGUUACGCCUCCACCACGUCCCAGUCUGCGAAGCUGAAGAAGCCGUUACUGGACUCUGACCGCUCCGCGAGAUUGCGCUGUUUCGAUUAUUUGGUUGGCUCGAUCGACGCCGCAUGGGCUAGAUACUGCGAUAUGACCGCUUAUGCAGAAGAAGAGGUGUACCGCUAUGGUAACAUCGAAAAGAUCCCGACUACUCCGGCGUCAGUGGCUACCGAUGACGAAGGCUACAAAUCUGAGGGUUCCACCGACAUUACCGAUUACGAGAGCGACUACGGGUACCUGACCAAGCAGGUGGCCACCCCGGUGAGACGUCCUUCGAUGCUUAACCCUGCCUCGAACACGACGGAAGAGCCAUCCAGAUGCAAGUUGCAGAACUUGAAGGCCCGUUUGAUGAAGGCCAAGUACUACUUGCAGGACUAUGUCGAAUCCAAUGCUGCGAGCGAUUGUGAGUUGUUCUGGAAGCGCUGGGACUUGGUCAAGUAUGCCACCAUUGAGUUGGUGGAAGACGACGACGAUGAAGAGAUUAUCGAGGACACCAUUGAGGAACUAGAACAAGGCCGUAUCUAUUAA
Molecule: messenger RNA, 942 nt
Organism: Babjeviella inositovora NRRL Y-12698
Lineage: Eukaryota; Fungi; Ascomycota; Pichiomycetes; Serinales
Exons: 1
Coding region: 1-942 (313 amino acids)
Source: RefSeq, a predicted model, not a curated record